AAGCCUUCUGUAAUCGGAGGCUAACAGUUUUCACUUUGUUGAUCAAAAGAAAUCUGCAUGCCUCGCCGCACAUAUCGUCAAAGAAAUAUUAUACCCAGAGUGACUCACCUGACCGAGGAUUGCGAGAGGAAUCAUGGCAGGAGAGGUGGCAGGAGAGGCGAGCGCUCAGGUAGCGCAACAGAAAGGUUCAUCCAAUAAGGUUGCAAAGAAGAAUGACGAUAAAGGAAGCACAGCGACUGCAGGGCAGACUGGAAUGGAUGCGACAGUAGCAAAGGUGAAUAUGGCCGAGGAAAAGAAGCGAAAGAAGGCAGAAAAAGCGGCGAAGCGUGCGGCUCAUAAAAGUACUGGUCCUGAGCCCUCUGCUUCAGUCUCCACGUCAAACGUUCGUAGACCAAGUAGCACUGGCGACAGAGGGGCUGCCAACGCAGCGACACAAGGCCACCGACAAAAUCAACCGAGAAGCGCACAGGAGUCUCAGCGGCCAAAGCAGAACGUACAACAGAGAGGUGCGGGCGUGGAUAGGGAAAGUGACGCUCACAAGCAAACUCACUUUACGAAGACUGCUCGUAAAUCUUCUAAAGAAAUACAGCCGUUCGGGGACUUUGCACCCAGAAAGAGGCCUCAAGUGAGCGAUGCAUCGAAGGAAGUUCAUCCAGCCGUCCUCGCCUUAGGUUUUCAAAUGUCUCACUAUGUCGUGUGUGGCUCGACCGCUCGUUCAAUAGCGAUGCUGCUAUCUUUUAAGGCCGUGAUUGACUCGUACACAACACCAGUCGGUACAUCUUUCGCGCGUCAUUUUACUGCUCAUCAUCUGGCAAAACAAAUUGACUUCUUGAUAUCAUGUCGACCUUUGUCCAUACCCAUGGGAAAUUCGAUACGUUGGCUAAAGGACAUAGUCAUUAGGGAAGACCCGUCGAAAUCCGAAUCAGAUACCAGGCGCGAUCUGAACAGAUAUAUCGACGAGUUCAUACAAGAGCGAUUUACUGCUGCCAGUACAAUCAUUGCACAAACCGCAGCCGACCGGAUACGCCCUGGCGCCAUAAUAGUAACAUACGGUGGAAGCAGCGUAGUCAAAGAGGCACUUCUGACAGCACAUGGUAAAGGAACACCGUUUUCAGUCUUCUGUGUCGAUUCCGAGCCGCUGAACGAGGGCUCCAACCUUGCUCUUGCUCUACAGGCAGCUGGCAUCAAAGUCACAAUCGCACGUAUCAAUUCUUUGACGCGCCUUAUGAAGAAAGCUAGCCUAAUUUUGAUUGGUGCCACUGCCAUGACUGGUAAUGGGGCACUGUACGCUCGCGCGGGUACUGCUGCAGUCGCAACGAUUGGCGAUGUGAACAAAGUACCAGUACUUGUUCUUUGUCAGACUAUCAAGUUUACAGAGAAGCCUAUUGUUCAUGGUCUAGAGAUGAACGAGAACGCUCCCGGUGAAGAACUUGUCGUUAGCCAACAACCACCACCGGAUUCAUUCGAUGCUCAGACAGGUGGUAUCAUACGUGUCGACAAGUGGGCACAAUGGAAGGAGAAAGAGGGAGUAAAAGUACUAAAUCUCCUUUAUGACUUGACUCCUGCCGAAUAUAUAAAAGGGGUCAUUUGCGAACACGCGACAAUACCUCCGAGUGCAGUACCAGCAAUGCUAAGACUAAGCGGUGGCCCGGCGCAAGGUGCAUGAGGAGCCUUGACACCUCUGGGGAUAGUUGAUCCUAUCAACUUUACGAAUCACCCGCUCCUGCGUGGAAGAAGCUUAUUCAACCGUCUAUUGCUCUAGAGUAUAUAUGACAGCGGGUCUCAAUCCGUGGAGACUUGAGAAUUGGCUGCAAGAGGAAAUAUAGGCACUGACCCUCCCAGGAAUGGUCACAUUUGCUUCAGUUGAGACAUCUUAUACAUGUAGCGAUGGUUGAACCUACCAAGACGAGGUAGCAUGCCAAAUGUCCUAAUACUUCCUUCAGCGUUAACUGCUUUUUUGUAUAUGUCCAGUCCUGUGCACCUUCAUAAUGUCAUUGUAUGAAGUGAGGUCCGACGGACGAUUGACUAUAUUGCUUAUGCUCUCUCG
This is a messenger RNA of Pseudovirgaria hyperparasitica, 2047 nucleotides long. Its product is annotated as nagb/rpia/CoA transferase-like protein. Bases 134 to 1666 code for a protein of 510 amino acids. The transcript is spliced from 2 exons. NCBI's taxonomy places the organism in Eukaryota, Fungi, Ascomycota, Dothideomycetes, Acrospermales, Acrospermaceae. The record is from RefSeq and is a predicted model, not a curated record.